UCUCCGGCGUUUCGAGCCUCUUUCCGCGGCGUUAAAGAUCCAUUCCACCCCCCUCGCUCUCUCGCUGCCCUGGAGGGGAACCGAGCGGAGAUAGCGAACAAAAGGCGGAGGGAGACGACACGGCCGUGCUCGAAUGUUUUUCCUCAAGUUUUCUCACUGGAAAAAGUUGUCAUUGUUAGUCUUUGUCGUGGUUUGUGGACAUUUUGACUUAUUUCCUUCUCCGCCGAGAGAGAGGAAGAGGCGUUCAGCACCAAGUGGCAGGAAAGCGCCCCUGGUCACGCACACUCACUUUCAGACACACUAGCAACUCCACUCAAGUUGUCCCAACAAGACAUUUUUACCACAUAAAACACCACCGAGGGACUAGUUCUUCCUGUGUGCAGUGUAAAGUUGACUUUUUCGUACUCGUGUUGAUUUAUGGCCUAAAGCGGGGACUCAAACUCAACCCACCCGGGGGCCACUGGAGGUAGUCGGGCGAGCCGUGGGCCUUUGGACCUGGCCACCGAGGUCGCAGCCCAGCUGAGAUGGUGAGGUAUGGCAAUGAAGACGCUCGACCGGAGAAGUAGGAGUUUUAACCGGAGUUAAAGGAGAGGUUCUCCUCAUCCUGUGAAGAUGGCAGCCCAACCCCAGACUGUACGCUCAACUUCUGUUAUGGCCAGUGAGAACUUUGAGGACCUGCUGGCACUCUACGGCUACACCGUGUCUGAUCCAGCCAAGCAGAACCGUCAUGUUGCCGCCGCUCUGCCGGACAUGACUCUGGACAAGAAGCAGAUAACUGAGGACCUCUUUGCUGGAGAAGACGGAGUAGAAUCGUCCGCUGAUGAUCUGACGCCUUCGGUCACCUCCAACACCUCAGAUCUGCUUCAUCAACUGCCGGCUGGCAAAGACACAUUCGUCUGCUCAUCGGACGAGGAUUCGGACAAUAUAUCUCUUCCCUCCAACGAAGAACACAAGGAGAUCCUGGUGGGUUCCAUGUACCAGGCAACAGUCCCUCCACUCAACCCGUAUACGUACCAGGAAGCAGCCUACAACAGCGAGGACCAGUUGCUGUGGAGACCAGGGGAUCUGCCGCCGCAGGAUGUGGAGGACUUCCUGUUGAGUGCACAGACCCCACGUGGCCAGGAGGGGGCAGUCUGCAGACAACCGUGUGCCGGCACGGUCCGAGACAAUGAACAGGCGCUGUAUGAACUGGUCAAAUGCAACUUCAAUGCAGAUGAGGCCCUGCGACGUUUACGCUUUAAUGUGAAAGUGUGGAGUGAAGAGCUGUGCGGCUGGAGUGAGGAGGAGUGUCGGAAUUUUGAGCAUGGCUUUAAAGUUUACGGGAAAAACUUCCAUCUCAUUCAGGCUAAUAAGGUACGAACCCGCUCUGUGGGGGAGUGUGUGGAGUAUUACUACAUGUGGAAGAAGUCUGAGCGCCACGAGUUAUUCACUCAGCAAGCCACCAGGAUCACUCGCAAGAAGUACACCUUGCAGUCGGGGAGCAUGGAAGACGGAGACCAGGAUGGGGAUGCUGGUGACACGGAGGGGAGCAAUAAUUCCGCUGCCAUAUUGUCACGCAGCUCCACUGUCUCCGGAAAGCUGGUGACCCCUUUACCUCCGCCGUCGAGCCUGGAACUGGACAAACCAGAGGAGGAGGGUCGACCCCGGCGCAGACGGACUCCCCGCUUUCACUUAAAGCCGUGACCCUGAUGCUGUCAGGGCGUGGAAAGCAGGUUGCGCCUGCAGAUGAAGAACUGCUGAUGGGGCUGUGUGGCGACGGAUGUCCUCAGAACCUGCUCGCCCGCCGCUUCCCUCCAUCUGCAGAUGAGAGGGAUUUCCUCCCAGGCGGUUGUUGUCCCGCAGGUUCAGUCCAGCUGGAGCAGCAGU
Messenger RNA from Doryrhamphus excisus (bluestripe pipefish), 1866 nucleotides. The record is from RefSeq and is a predicted model, not a curated record. NCBI's taxonomy places the organism in Eukaryota, Metazoa, Chordata, Actinopteri, Syngnathiformes, Syngnathidae.